Lineus longissimus is the source of this 1359-nucleotide messenger RNA. RefSeq names its product piggyBac transposable element-derived protein 4-like. The coding region runs from base 1 to 1359 and encodes 452 amino acids. The transcript is spliced from 3 exons. The record is from RefSeq and is a predicted model, not a curated record. Lineage: Eukaryota; Metazoa; Nemertea; Pilidiophora; Heteronemertea; Lineidae.
AUGACUAUUGAUGAACUGAAAAAGCUUCUUGGUGUGCUCAUGCUGACUGGUAUUGUCAAAAAGCCUGAACAGACUGACUAUUGGUCCACUGAUGAGCUACUCAAUACCCCAAUCUUUGGGAAGACACUGCCAAGAAAUAGAUUUCAGCUCCUGAUGAAAUUUUUGCAUUUUUCCAACAAUGAUGACAUUCCAGCAGACAAUGAAGACAAACUCAUCAAGGUGCGCCCAAUUAUUGACGCUCUCAUUCCCAAGUUUGGAGAGUACUACAACCCCCAUGAACACGUAUCUAUUGAUGAAGGUAUGUUGAAAUGGAAGGGCAGAUUAGUUUUCAGGGUGUACAACCCUAUGAAACCCAUCAAGUAUGGGAUAAAAAGCUACAUCCUUGCUGAUUCCCAUUCAGCAUACUGCUGGAACAUGAUCGUUUAUGAUGGCACACACCGCACACUUCAUGAGAUUGUCUUUGCUCUGCUGGAAGGAUUGGUUGGUCAUUUCUACUCCCUGUACAUGGACAACUAUUACAACUCUGUUGCCUUGAGUGAGGCCCUCUUGAGGAGUGAUACUUAUGUUGUGGGUACACUUCGAAAGAACAGGGGUGAGCCACAAGAAAUUCGUGACUGUGGGACACGUGGGCAUGUCCUCCAAAGAGGUGACAUUCUCGCUCGAGACAAUGAAAAUUGUAUAGUUAUUGCAUGGCAAGACAAAAGGUGUGUGAAAGCCAUCAGUAGUAAACAUAGUGAUGCAAUGGGUGAGGUACAAGUCAGACAGAGGGGUGGUGGUCGCGAGAGGCUCAGGAAGCCAGAGUUGGUCAUUGAUUACAAUGCCAAUAUGAAUGGGGUGGAUUGCGUUGACCAAAUGUUGUCAUACUACCCAACUGUGAGGAAAACUAUCAAGUGGACCAAGAAGCUCUCCCUCUACAUGGUUGAAUUGUCUAUCCAUAAUUCUCAUAUCAUCUUCAAUGAGAAGCAGGCCCAGGGUGACAAGAUGACAUUGUGCGAGUUUCAGAUGUCCCUCAUCCGACCCCUGAUAUCCGUCGCGCCACCACCCAACUCGUCUGACAGUAUGGAAAAAAGUCUGUUUUAUAGCGUGAUGUGCGAUGAAACUACAGAUAUUAGCGUCACCAAGGAACUCAUUGUGUACACCCGAUAUCUCUCAGGGGGGAAGUCAGUCACCAGAUUCUUGGAAGUCCGUGAGUUGCCUGAUGGGUGUGCAGAGACUAUAUUCCAAAGUCUGCUCAAGAUGGAGGAAGAAUUCGACUUCGAUUUCAAAAACAAAUUAGCUGCUUACGAUCAAGAGAACUGCCGAUACAAGAUGGAUGUCACUGGACAGGGCGGUGACAGCCGUGAGAAAGUGUAUUCGUAG